CAGAGGUUUACGUAGCGGCGCAGAAAAUCUGCCUAGUGACGUCUUGUUUCUUUUGUGCCCUAGGGCCAGCUGGUCUGGCUGCGGCAGCACCCCUGAACUACUAUCGGUCAUUCGUGCACAGUCUCCGUGCCCAAGAUGGGUUUAUUAUUCAGAUAAAUUCAUUAAAGCUCACAGCUCUGUAUACACUACCCAGUGAGCACCAUUAACUAACGGUAUCCCUUACGUUACCUAUAAAAAGGACUCUUCAUUUGCAUCUAGUGAUCAUACCUCGUGUACUCACACAUUGACCCAGACAACGUUUCAUAUUUUCCCCGCCAGAAGCUAGUUCCGCCUUCCUUUACCUAGCUGCUUGCUCUAACCCACAAUUUUGCUCUGGUUCUACAUACUUACGCCUUUGUUCCUCCACUUUUCCUGCAUUAUUUGAGAUCCCUACCAUCUCUUUCACCUUCCUAGCCUCUAUUCAAUUGAAGCCCCUUUUAGAUUUUUCUCCCUUCCAUCUAUGAAUCAGCAAAACAGCCUGGUGCCAGACAGCACUGAUAUGCCGAUUGAACUCCUUCAUGGCCGCUUAGGGACAGACCAAAAUGGCCAUUUCACCGACAGAUACGGUCGCAGGGUGCUUCUCCGUGGGGUCAACCUCGACGCCUCGGCCAAGCUUCCUACUACUCCUGACCUUCCAUCUUACAGGGGUGGCGCGAGCGAUGUCUCACACCCCAACAUCCUUUACGAAGGCGAUACCGUGUCGUUUCUCAACAGACCGUUCCCACUUAACGAAGCAGCAACGCACUUCCGCCGCAUCAAAAGCCUCGGCUUCAACGUGAUUCGGUACAUUGUCACGUGGGAAGCGUUAGAGCACUCUGGCCCCGGUAUCUAUGACGAAGACUUUAUCACAUUCACAAUAGAUAUCCUCAAGAUUGCUCAGACGGUCGGAGGCUUGUACGUCUUCAUGGACAUGCACCAGGACGUUUGGUCACGGUUUAGCGGCGGGAGUGGCGCUCCGAUGUGGACGUUGUAUGCGGUGGGUCUUGAGCCGCGCCAUUUCAGUGCCACUGAGGCCUCCGUGCUCCACUGUGAGGCGAAGGAUCCCAAGAAAUACACUAAAAUGGUCUGGUCAACCAACUAUUUCAAGCUUGCGGCCGCUACGAUGUUUACAUUGUUCUUUGGUGGGAAGGUGUUUGCGCCAAAGUGUAUCAUGGAUGGGGUCAACAUCCAGGACUACCUCCAGCUGCACUUCAACAACGCUGUGGGUCAUAUGUGGCAGCGGAUCGUCACUGAAGCCCCUGGGCUCAUUCACGAGACCAUCAUCGGCUUUGAGUCGCUCAACGAGCCAAGCUGCGGGUUCAUUGGCGUGCCGACCAUUGCUGAGUUGCCGAAGCAACAGAAACUCAAGCUAGGGUUGAUGCCGACCGCAAUCCAGGCCAUGGUCUUAGGAAUGGGCAGCGCUUGCACGGUGGAUGAGUACGAAAUCUCUAUUUUUGGCCCGAAGAAGAAGGGCAGCCAGGUGGUGGAUCCUCGGGGAACCAGUGCGUGGGUUACUCCCGCGACUGGAGCGCUAAUGGACGCGAAGUAUGGGUUCCAGAGGGAUCCCGGCUGGGAUCCCGGCUGUUUGUAUGCCUUACACGGGGUGUGGGAGCCUCGUACAGGUAAAAUUCUCCGUCCUGACUACUUCUCGCGCCACCCGACCCUGGGAGCCCGCAUCGACGAGGAAUGGUUCAUCAACAACUUGUUUGUGGACAUGUACAAGGAGUUUAAGCGGGUGAUCCGGGAUAUCUCACCCGAUGUGUUUCUUUUCUGCCAGCCACCGGUGAUGCAAAUCCCCCCAAACUUGGUUGGCACCGGUGUAAUUGACUCGCGGACGGUCUAUGCGCCGCACUACUACGACGGGAUGUCACUCAUGUUCAAGACGUGGAACCGCAAGUACAAUGUCGACACACUCGGGAUUCUCCGCGGCCGCUACAUGAACCCGGCACUUGGCAUCGUCAUGGGCGAGGCAAACAUCCGCAAGUGCAUUAAACGGCAGUUUUCCGAGAUCCGCAAAGAGUGCGAGGAAUAUUUGGGCUUCCAGGUGCCCGUUAUGUUUACCGAAACGGGCAUGCCAUUUGAUAUGGAUGACAAGCAGGCAUAUGACACCAGCCGGUACGAGUCGCAGACUCGCGCCUGGGAUGCGUUGGGCUAUGCUAUAGAGGGAAACAACCUCAGUGUAACCUUCUGGAGUUAUUGCUCGGAAAAUAACCACAAAUGGGGGGACAACUGGAAUAACGAAGACUUUUCAAUCUGGUCCCAGAACGAUCAGUCGCGCAGCUGCGAGGUUGAUUUCUCCACCUAUGGGGGCUCCACUAUCUACCAAACCCCAAACACGUCGGUACGCUCAAAGCUCGACGAUCCUUUUGCCGAUAGGUACAUUCAGAAGGACGGUGGUGAGUCAGGAGAUGAUAGCACCGUGUUAUCGAAUCGGAUAUAUUCCCGGGCCAGAACCAGCGGCCGUAAGCUAAAGAAGGCGUGUGGGUACAAUGCGGAUAGCGCAGACUAUUUUCCGUCCGAGGACGGGAUCAGGGCCAUUGACGCGUUGGCCAGGCCGUACCCUGUGGCUGUGAAUGGUAAGAUCAAGGAGUGUGAGUUCGACCUCGAGAGUUUGGUUUUUGACUUGAAGAUGGACGGCACUCUGUGUUUGAAGGGCGAGCCAUCGGUAGUCUACGUUCCGAGCUGGCACUUCCGUGAGGAUGAGAUGGAGGUUCAGAUUUCCAGCGGAAAGUAUGAGUACAACGAGCGGUUGAGCACACUUGAGUGGUACCAUGAUGAUGGAGAGCAAACGUUACAGAUAUCCCGCAUCGGCGGUCCUGCGCAGGAGCUGGGUUUUGGUUGUGGCUUUUCCCAGGAUGAUUGUAUAGUUAUGUGAGC
Babjeviella inositovora NRRL Y-12698 is the source of this 2895-nucleotide messenger RNA. Its product is annotated as hydrolase. The transcript has a single exon. Gene Ontology annotation, molecular function: steryl-beta-glucosidase activity. The record is from RefSeq and is a predicted model, not a curated record. NCBI's taxonomy places the organism in Eukaryota, Fungi, Ascomycota, Pichiomycetes, Serinales. Gene Ontology annotation, biological process: carbohydrate metabolic process; ergosteryl 3-beta-D-glucoside catabolic process. Bases 500 to 2893 code for a protein of 797 amino acids.